Molecule: messenger RNA, 1353 nt
Organism: Sporisorium graminicola
Lineage: Eukaryota; Fungi; Basidiomycota; Ustilaginomycetes; Ustilaginales; Ustilaginaceae
Exons: 2
Coding region: 1-1353 (450 amino acids)
Biological process (GO): inner mitochondrial membrane organization
Cellular component (GO): mitochondrial inner membrane
Source: RefSeq, a predicted model, not a curated record
AUGGGAACUCGCGACUUCCACCGGCAAGUAAGCAGGCUGCCCGGAUCAAGCGCAAUCCUGAGGCAACCGUUGGUGUGCGGUGAUAGGAGCGAGGGCUUCACAGUUCUAAAGCGUCGUGCCUUCACAUCUGCCUCCAUAUCUCGAUACGCGGACGACUCGAAGGAUAAGGUUCAACCGAGCACCGGCAAGCAAGAGGACAGGUACAACGGUCCGGAGCCUUCACCACUAGACAAUGCAUCAAAUAGGAGUACAUCGUCCACGCACAAUGCGAUAGACCAAGUCAAGCCCCCAGAACCCUCGUCGUCAUCAGGAACCGCCACUUCAGCCUCUUCAAGGGACACGAACACCAAGAGCAGCAACAUCGCCGCUGACACUCAAUCAGCUAUUCUCGAGCGUCUUCGCACCGCCGCAACCUCUCUUCCCUCCUUCGAUGGUCUCACCUCCUCCACUUCGCUCUCCGCUACACUAUCCUCCAUCACCACGCACACAUCCACCCUGCUCACCACCCUCCGCACCAAGAUCUCGCACCUCUCGACGCAAUACAACACGCACACGGGCUACUCCGCGAUCGAAGACCUCAAGGCGCGCAUCAGCUCCCUCGAGACCGCGCUCGAAGCCGCACGAACCCUCGCAACUACCGCCAAGAAGACCUAUCUGUCGGCAGUGCAGAGUCGGAGCGCGAGUCAGCGCGAGACCAACGACUUGCUGUCGCGCAAGAGUUCGUGGGACGAGCGCGAUCUGUCGCAGUAUACGGAGCUGCUGCGCAAAGAACAUGCAUUGAGCAAGCAGGAAGUGGAGGCGGAAAAAGUGCUCGAGAGGAGCGAGGCCGAAGUGCAGGCUUGCUUCGAUGAGCUGAUGAAGGCCGUCAUGGUGCGGUACCACGAGGAGCAGAUCUGGUCGGAUCGCAUGAGGGGGAUGAGCACGUAUGGCAGCUUGGUCGUUGCCGGCUUGAAUGCGUUCCUGUUCAUUCUAGCUAUCCUGCUGGUCGAGCCGUACAAGCGCAAAAAGUUGGCCGAAACAUUCGAAUCACGAUUGGUAGCAGCCGAGCAGGAGUCGAGACAGCUCAUCCUGGCUAGCGUUGAUCAGUUCCAACACUCGCUCAGCAGCGUCUUAACCCCAUCAUCAACGCCAACAGCACAUACCGACGCACCGACAGAGCAUCUCACACCGUUGGUGCCGCAAGCAGAAGAGCACAAAGCGGCAGCAGCGAUCCAGCCCAUCGACGCACCUUCGGCUGCGGUUGUGAUGGAAGCACAUCGCAAACGCGACGAAGAGCGUCUGGUCUUCGCUUCCACCCUCGGCGUGGUUGUUGGGGCUGCACUGUCGCUCAUCAUCAGCGCAUGUUGGUCUUGA